UAGUCUUUUUUGGUGAUUAUUUUGUUAUUGAAUGCAUAAUAUUUCAAAUACUUUCGUCCAGUAAAAUGGAUAGCGACGAGGAAGACUGGAGUCAGCCACUGGGGGUAAACACGAGAAAGGAUGUGAGUCCCGUGGGUGGAUACAUCCCUUCAGGUGACACAACUCGUAGGAAGGUUGGGACUUCUUUGCAAAUCCAUAGAGCUGAUAAUCAUUCAAGAGUUAUUGUUCACAUCGAUAUUGACUGCUUCUAUGCCCAAGUGGAGAUGCUGAGAAACCCAGAGCUUCGAACCAAGCCAUUAGGAAUACAGCAGAAGUACAUCAUUGUAACAUGUAACUAUGUUGCACGAGAGCGAGGUCUGACAAAGCUGAUGUUAGUGCGAGACGCAAAGGAGAAGUGUCCCGACCUUGUGUUGGUCAGUGGAGAGGACCUCACUCACUAUAGGAACAUGUCUUACAAAAUAUCAAAUUUUCUACAGAAAUACUGCCCAUUGGUAGAGCGGCUUGGUUUUGAUGAGAACUUUCUUGACAUUACCCAGCUGGUUGCCGACCGCAUCCGGCAGGGGGAAGAGGAGAUGACAGUGUGUGGUCACUUGUAUGGGGAUGGAGAGCAAGAACAUUCCAGUGGUGGCCAGUGUGGAUGUGGCUGCUUCCAGCGUCUAGUGGUAGGCUCACACUUGGCAGGAGAGAUAAGGGAAGCCCUACAGACAGAGCUCAAAAUCACGUGCUGUGCUGGCGUUGCCCACAACAAACUACUAUCAAAACUGGUGGCGGGCACAUACAAGCCAAACCAGCAGACCACCUUGCUGCCACACAUGACUGCCAGGCUGCUGGCCAGCCUCAACAGUGUUCGCUCCAUACCGGGAAUAGGCCACAGUUCAACCAAGAGACUACGAGAGCUGGGAAUCACAACUGUGUCAGACCUGCAGACUGCAGAUAGCUCCAUUAUAGAAGCAGAAUUUGGUCCUGUCACCAUGGAAACCAUGAAAAAUCUCAGCCAGGGUAUUGACAACACUCCAGUUGUGGCAUUCGGUGCUCCUCAGACACUUAGUGACGAGGACUCCUUUAGGAAGUGUUCUACAGUCUCUGAGGCAAGGGCUAAAAUUGCCCAAAUGUUACAGAGCCUUCUCAGCAGGCUUCUAGAGGAUGGUAGGACACCCCACACCUUGAGAGUAACUGUGCGGAAAAUGUCUGAGGUAAACCGAUAUAACCGUGAGAGUCGACAGUGUCAUAUACCAGCAAGCUACUUUACUGGAUUCUCUUCAGAAACUGUUCCUCUGGUGAUUAGCAAGCUGGAAUGUUUAGCAGAGGGUCUGUUUUUGAAGAUAGUGGAUGUUAAACAGCCAUUCCAUCUCACCCUGAUAAAUGUGGCAUUCACAAACCUUAGUGCCAAAACAAACACUGACAUUGCGAGCUUCUUCUCACACAGACCUGCGGAUUCAAAACCUGAUAUGAUGAAAGAAAGGUUGCCAAAUGGGUUAUCCGAUAAUGAUGUGGAUGAGUCAGAUGAAGUGAAGAACACAACCACAUCUCCAAGUUCCUCUCUCGGAUAUGGUUUAAUACCUCAAGGUGUUUCUGCAUCAAAGUCUCUGCCUGCUUUGAAGACCUUACACUCUGAACUGGUAGAACAUGAAGGUAAAAUAAACAAUUCUAGUGACCAAACUCAAGUCAUUGUGAAAACCAAAAAUGUACGCACAUCUGGUGUUAUGAAAUGGUUAAUGUCACCAAGUAAAAUUCAUCAAAGUGAUGUGCUUUCUCUGGAAAACACUGGUGCAAAGCAUUCACAAAGUGUCAAGAAAAGAGGAAGGGACUCUGACCAAGCCGAAGACUCUGACAUGAAAUAUAAGCAAAAUAAGGUAUUUAAAGUUGGGUGUAGCUGUGUAGAUGAAUAUGCUUUCUCUCAACAUCAUCCUAAUACUCAACAGGAAAUGAAUAAAACAUCCAGUGGCAAACAUAGCGAAAAUGUUGAAGGAACAAACAUAAUUUCUUCAAGCUCAAUCAAUUAUGAAACCUGUAGAUCAGUGCCAGGUUGCAGCCAUGACGUAGAGUCAGUUGUUGUUGAUACAAUCAAAGAGCCUGAUAAAGUGACUAUCCCUGAUAACAUUGAUAAGGAGGUGUUCCUGUCACUCCCAGCUGAUAUCCAGCAGGAACUGGUCACAGACUGGAAACAAAGAAAACCCUGUAAAGCAAGAUAUCCCGGAAAAGUGUGUACAAGUACCAGCAGUCAACCACAGUAUCCAUUUACAAACAAAAUGGGUGUUAGAUUUGGAACUGGGAAUAAGACGCUAUCGUCACAAAAUGAAAGCAAGACGAUCAGUAAUGGUAGCCAGGAAAUAGAGAAAUCAAGUAGUGUACCCAAAGAAGGUGAAAUAGAUAAAUCUAGGUUGGACAAAUCAAAACCUUUUUAAAAUGCCAGACUCUUCUUCUAAACCAAACAUUUUAUCAUAUUUUAGUAAACGUUAGUUUGAUAGUGAUAUAGCUGGGUGCGUUAGUUUGAUAGUGAUAUAGCUGGGUGCGUUAGUUUGAUAGUGAUAUAGCCGUGUGCGUUAGUUUGAUAGUGAUAUAGCUGGGUGCGUUAGUUUGAUAGUGGUAUAGCAGGGUGCGUUAGUUUGAUAGUGGUGUAGCAGGGUGCGUUAGUUUGAUAGUGGUGUAGCAGGGUGCGUUAGUUUGAUAGUGGUAUAGCAGGGUGCGUUAGUUUGAUAGUGGUAUAGCAGGGUGCGUUAGUUUGAUAGUGGUAUAGCAGGGUGCGUUAGUUUGAUAGUGGUACAGCAGGGUGCGUUAGUUUGAUAGUGGUACAGCAGGGUGCGUUAGUUUUAUAGUGAUACAGCAGGGUGCGUUAGUUUGAUAGUGAUACAGCAGGGUGCGUUAGUUUGAUAGUGAUACAG
This is a messenger RNA of Mya arenaria, 2882 nucleotides long. RefSeq names its product DNA polymerase iota-like. Bases 66 to 2405 code for a protein of 779 amino acids. The transcript has 9 exons. Gene Ontology annotation, biological process: translesion synthesis. Gene Ontology annotation, molecular function: damaged DNA binding; DNA-directed DNA polymerase activity. The record is from RefSeq and is a predicted model, not a curated record. Lineage: Eukaryota; Metazoa; Mollusca; Bivalvia; Myida; Myidae.